Messenger RNA from Rangifer tarandus platyrhynchus (Svalbard reindeer), 396 nucleotides. Lineage: Eukaryota; Metazoa; Chordata; Mammalia; Artiodactyla; Cervidae. The record is from the annotation of a GenBank genome assembly.
AUGCGCCCGGGGCGCGGCGGGAGCCAGAGGUGGCGGCCGCGUCGGAGCCGGGAGUGGGGCCCGGGGCUGCGGGCGCCGCCGGUCACCCCGCGUGCCGCCCGAGCCCUCUCUCCGACGGGCAGCCGCCGCAACUCGCGCGGCCUCGCUGUCCGGCCCGCCUCCCGGGCGCGAGGGCGAGCUGGCCGCCUUCUUCCAGGGCAAGAGGUGGAGGAGCGGCGCCCACAGGGUCUCCGCGUCGGUGCGUCCAGGGCGCGCCGGGCAGAACUCAGCGCCUGGCUCGAGCUGCCCCCCGUCCGGUGUCGCCGCCGCUGCCCGCUCGCGGAUUCUGCCGGUGAUUGUCAAGUGCUUUGGAAAUCAGCAUCUGGAGAGAGCAAUCUUCUCCCAGGAGAUCUCUAA